AUGCACGAUCAAUAUAGUAACUCUUACGACGAACAUGGCAAUGCUCAAAACAACUACACAGGCUUUCCACCAGUCUAUAUACCGCCGAAUAACUCGCCUUCUCAAAAUAGUCACUCAGAACCACCUCAUCAAUCAUCGCCGCCUCAAUUGCUAGAAUCCUUCCAACAACAGCAACCAUUUGAGGAAGUGCUGGAAAAUUUUGGUCAGCACAAUUCUCUUGAAUAUCAACAGCUGCAUCAGUUGCAAACAUUUGUGCAACAACAAGUCCCGUCUCAAUACCUAACGCCACAUCCAUAUUCAUUGCAUCUAAUCCAGUCGUCUCAACUCCAAUCGAUGCCCCAAUCGCAGCCAUUGCCUCGAUUGCAAGGUUCCAUUGGUCUUGAUGUCAUGAUUUCUUUCGAGACUCAAUCUCAAUUCUCAGUACAAAGUCAUCCACAAAUGCUCACUGAUUUCUCCUCCGCCUCAAUGCAAAACUUUGAGAUGUCGGCCAUGUCUGAAGUCGAAAACCCUCAACAAGAUAUUGUGCCAAACGCAUUUGAAGCCCAGGCUUUCCCCCACAAUGAUGUGUUGGGUGAAGACACACCCCGGUUGUCUGAAUCGCACUUAGGCAGUACCGAAUUUAUAGAAAAUGGCACAGAAAGUGAUUCGGUAUCUGCUUUUCGAGAUCGUCUUCUUUCACGCAGCUACUUCUUUUUUCGUUGGAGCAGAGACCUGGAACAUCGUGUCUCAAUUCUCACUCUGGAAGCUCUCAAUGACGUACAUAUUGCCAUCGGCCGACUGUGGCCGGCAUUUCCUAUAUCUGACAUUAAAUUGAAAUAUUCGACGUUGACUGAUAUGCAAAAACAAGACUCUUCGAUGGCCCAGAGAACGUUCGAGUAUCGUUUCGAGAAUCGACUCACCCAGCUUCUUCAAUACCUGGGCUGCGACUUGCAUCGGAUUUGCAGUAUCCGUGAAGACCUAAUGUCAAUAUAUAACAAAAGAGUAUCAGAGAUCGCGGAUCGUAUUGGGAUCCAACCUCUGUUAAACCAAAUUUGCUCCACCGGAAAAAAGGUAGUAUUUUUGUGUAGGGCCAGAGGCAACAACAUUGGUAAUAUGUACAAAGGCUAUUUCUAUUUCUCGGUAGAAACGAAGGAACGGAAUCAAGUCCAUGCUCCUCUAAAGAUUCCGAUUUAUAUAUAUGGCAUCUCAGAAACUACUGAUGUGAUGGAUCACGGGGAUGCUUUCGAAGUUGCAGGACAAGUUUCUGAGGACACAAACGAUCAACUGUUGCCAAUGGUGAUGGAACACCUGUCGUGCAAGGCAAAUGACAUGGUUUAUAUAAGGAAACUCGGAUAUCACAGUAGAUGUAUGACACCGGAUGGUAUCUUGCUGGUAGAUAUCCAGGCAGGAGGGAAGAAGCCGCGAGCCUUCUAUUCCAUACAUGAAAUGCGGUACGGAGUCAAUUCACACACGACCUUGACACGUAUUUUGGCAGGCGAUUUGGACGCCCUUUAG
Molecule: messenger RNA, 1494 nt
Organism: Botrytis porri
Lineage: Eukaryota; Fungi; Ascomycota; Leotiomycetes; Helotiales; Sclerotiniaceae
Exons: 1
Coding region: 1-1494 (497 amino acids)
Source: RefSeq, a predicted model, not a curated record